Molecule: messenger RNA, 624 nt
Organism: Gryllus bimaculatus (two-spotted cricket)
Lineage: Eukaryota; Metazoa; Arthropoda; Insecta; Orthoptera; Gryllidae
Source: the annotation of a GenBank genome assembly
AUGUUGGGAUGGGAGGACGACAUUGUUCCACAAGAACCUAACGAGCCGGCUUCGUCCCGGAGGAGGAGUGAAUCUGGCGGGGGAGGGGAUUACGUAAAAAGAAAAUAUUCUGCAAAAACCAGACUUCUAACAGACGACGCUGACAGGCCCACAACCGUUGCAUUUCCCCGGCGUCCAGCCAGCUCUGAACGAAGCUGUUCGGUUCGUGACCGCCAUGAGGAUAUGACGGCAGUCAUUUCGUGGGGUGGUAGCAUUGCAUGUCCCAGUACGUGCUCGUCCCUAGAUAUGCCCAACUUCCAUUCACUGGUGCCACACACGUGUUAUGAUUUAACAGGAGGAAUGGGAGCUGCGGCGGCGGCGGCCGGCCUCGGCGGUGGCGGCAGCGGCGGCGGUGGCGGUGGCGGGGACGGCUACCUCGUGCUGCUGCCGACGGUGAAGCGGCCCCGCCGGUCGGCCGUGUGGCACUACUUCGCCGAGAUGGAGGGGUCGCAGGGGCGGCGCGUGGUGUGCAGGCUGUGCGGCGGCAGCACCACCCGGCCCGGAGGCGGCACCAGCAACAUGCGCCACCACAUGCGAUCGAACCACCCGCACCUGCUGGGCGGGGACGAGCCCUGCGCCUUCUAG